Messenger RNA from Lethenteron reissneri (Far Eastern brook lamprey), 1029 nucleotides. RefSeq names its product proton-coupled zinc antiporter SLC30A1-like. The record is from RefSeq and is a predicted model, not a curated record. Lineage: Eukaryota; Metazoa; Chordata; Hyperoartia; Petromyzontiformes; Petromyzontidae. Gene Ontology annotation, cellular component: Golgi apparatus; endoplasmic reticulum; membrane. Gene Ontology annotation, biological process: zinc ion transmembrane transport; detoxification of zinc ion; intracellular zinc ion homeostasis. Gene Ontology annotation, molecular function: calcium channel inhibitor activity; zinc ion transmembrane transporter activity.
AUGAGGAGCCAGACGCGCCUCAUCUGCAUGCUGUGCCUCACGCUCGCCUUCUUCGUCGUGGAGGUGGUGGUGAGCCGCGUGAGCGAGUCGCUCGCCAUGCUCUCCGACUCGCUGCACAUGCUCUCGGACGUGAUCGCCCUCGGCGUAGCGCUUCUCGCCGUGCGCCUGGCCGGCCGCACGCGUCCCACGCGCCGCAACUCGUUCGGCUGGGCGCGCGCCGAGGUGGCGGGGGCCCUCGUCAACUCGGUCUUCCUCGUGGCGCUCUGCGUCACCAUCGUCCUGGAGGCCCUCGGACGGUUCGCGGCGCCGCGGACCGUCGAGCGGCCCCUGCUCGUGGUCGUCGUCGGCGCCGUGGGCCUCCUCGUCAACCUGGUGGGGCUGUGCCUCUUCCAGGGCCACGGGCACAGCCACGGGGAGGCCGCCGUGGAGGGCAGCUCCGGGCCCGUGCGUGUCGAGGAAGAGGUGGUGGAGGCGACGGGCUCGCAGAUGAACAUGCACGGCGUGUUCCUGCACGUGCUCGGCGACGCGCUGGGCUCCGUGGCGGUGGUGGUCAACGCCCUCGUCUACUCCCACUUCGAGGGCUCGUGCGUGCCCGAGGAGGCUCGUGAUGACGGCGAGGGGCCCGCGCACCGCCGCCGCCACCACCGCCGCUGCUGGGUCCACUACCUGGACCCGAGCCUGUGCCUGCUGAUUGUGGCCAUCCUCCUGAGCACGGCGGUGCCGCUGCUGCGCGACUCGGCGCUCAUACUCAUGCAGGCGGCGCCGGGGCACGUGGACCUGCGGCAGUUGCGCGAGGGCCUGGCGCGUCUCGACGGCGUCGUCGCCGUGCAGGACAUGCGCGUGUGGCAGCUGGCAGGCAGCCGCCUGGUGGGCACGGCCCGCGUGGCCUGCGCGGAGCCCGCCGACGGCCGCAGCGUCGUCCGCGGGGUCCGCAGGUACUUCCGUCAGGCCGGCAUCGGACACGCGACCAUUCAGACGGAGUUUGUCGGCCGCGACCACCCGCUGGCUGUGGCCCGCCGAUGCAGUUAG